UUCUGAAAAUAACUAAUCAACUAAGGCCACUCCUUUUAGCAAGUUAACAACACUUUUGUCUUCGUUCCAUUAUCUAGUUCUCAAUUCUCUUCACCCUUUGCCUCUGAAAGAAAUGGGUAGUCUUGAAGCGGAAAGAACAACAGUAGGAUUGGCAGCAAGAGACCCUUCAGGGAUUCUCUCCCCAUACACCUACAAUCUAAGAAACACAGGCCCUGAUGAUGUUUACAUUAAAGUUCACUACUGUGGAGUUUGCCAUUCUGAUCUCCACCAGAUUAAAAAUGAUCUUGGCAUGUCCAACUAUCCCAUGGUCCCAGGACAUGAAGUGGUUGGUGAGGUACUGGAGGUGGGAUCAAACGUUAGCAGGUUCAGAGUGGGAGAGUUGGUGGGAGUUGGACUCCUCGUAGGUUGCUGCAAAAACUGCCAGCCAUGCCAACAAGACAUUGAGAAUUACUGCAGCAAGAAGAUCUGGUCUUACAAUGAUGUUUAUGUCGAUGGAAAACCCACACAGGGUGGCUUUGCUGAAACCAUGAUCGUUGAGCAAAAGUUUGUGGUGAAGAUUCCAGAGGGUUUGGCGCCAGAGCAAGUGGCACCAUUACUGUGUGCGGGUGUGACAGUGUACAGUCCACUGGUACACUUUGGGCUGAAGGAGAGUGGGCUAAGAGGUGGAAUAUUGGGGCUUGGAGGAGUGGGACACAUGGGGGUGAAGAUAGCAAAGGCACUGGGUCAUCAUGUGACUGUGAUAAGCUCUUCUGACAAGAAGAAACAAGAGGCACUUGAACACCUUGGAGCUGAUCAAUAUCUCGUUAGCUCUGAUGCCACUGCCAUGCAGGAAGCUGCUGAUUCACUUGACUACAUCAUUGACACUGUGCCUGUUGGUCACCCUCUUGAGCCUUAUCUCUCCUUGCUCAAACUUGAUGGCAAGUUGAUCUUGAUGGGGGUCAUCAACACCCCUCUUCAAUUUGUUAGCCCCAUGGUCAUGCUAGGGAGGAAGUCAAUAACGGGAAGCUUCAUUGGGAGCAUGAAGGAGACAGAGGAGAUGUUGGAGUUCUGGAAAGAGAAGGGUCUGAGUUCGAUGAUUGAAAUGGUAAACAUGGAUUACAUUAACAAAGCCUUUGAAAGGUUGGAGAAGAAUGACGUGAGAUACAGGUUUGUUGUGGAUGUCAAAGGCAGCAAACUUGUUGAUCAGUAAAAGAAAGAAAGUAUACUACUAGCACGACACACGCAACAUCCAUCCUUCCAUCAUGAAGAGUCUGGAAAAGUUAUUAAUUAAUUGAGAACUAAAGCUGUAUUUGUUGUUGACUAAAAAAAAGAAGCUGUGUUUUGUUUAUUAAAAAGAGUGCUCUGUUUUCUCUGUUUUGGUUACACGACGUUCAUUAAAAUAUAGUAUUUGAUAUCAAAUUCUCGUGGAAAGCAAAAGACACCAUAGUUUUGUUGUGUAAAUUGCUGUAUUGUUCCGCCAUUGAAAGAAAGAAAAAAAAAAGUGGAUAUUAAUGGGCACUGAAUCAUACCUCAUACGCGUUCUCUGCUA
Glycine soja is the source of this 1528-nucleotide messenger RNA. Its product is annotated as probable cinnamyl alcohol dehydrogenase. Gene Ontology annotation, molecular function: cinnamyl-alcohol dehydrogenase activity; zinc ion binding. The coding region runs from base 113 to 1189 and encodes 358 amino acids. Lineage: Eukaryota; Viridiplantae; Streptophyta; Magnoliopsida; Fabales; Fabaceae. Gene Ontology annotation, biological process: lignin biosynthetic process. The record is from RefSeq and is a predicted model, not a curated record. The transcript is spliced from 5 exons.